AUGCAGGCAAUGGAUCCUCAAGCCAUGGCAGACGGCGUCCAUCAUCAAGCCUACGACGGGGGCCUCGCAAUGCAAGUCGUCUCAGAGGAAUCGGAACCUCCUGAAUCCCAACAGCCCUACAGCCCCCUCAACAUCCACGAUCUGCUGCCGAUCGAGGCUGCGCGCGUGCGCUUCCUGCACCUGAUCAUCGACCACUUUGUGACGUACCACAUCGUCCCCAUCUCUGAGGAAUCACAGCUCGCAGCAUCGCACUCCCCAGGGGAGAGGAGGAAGCGCAGAGCGAGAGAGAUGGAGGACGGGCAGCCGCCAGUGGAGCAGCAGGUGAUCCGGCCGUCAUACGAGGGGGACCCGCGGCAUCUGCUGCCGCUCAUCUUCCUGGCGAACGCGUAUGAGACGCUGGUGGGCGAGGUGAACGGGCGCAUGGCGGAGAUGGACGUGCUGCGCGGCAAGACCAUGGGGCUCGCGCUUGAGGCUGCUGGAGGAUUGUAUCGCCGCAUGGUCGAGAAAUUCCCCAAGUCCGGAGUCAGGGAGAUGACAUCAGCACUAGAAGCCAGUGGGCGCUUCCCCCAGCUGGUGCUGGGGUGGAACGACGCGGUUUAUCGUACAAUUUCCAUGUCAUGGCGAAGGGAGAUGGCGUCUGCACUGGAGGCUAGGGCGCGCUUCCCCCAGCUGGUGCUGGGGCGGGACGACAAGCGCGUGCGGUUCAUUGUGGUGCACGGGCUGGAGCUCGUGGAACGACCCUCCACCAUGUCACCUGACGAUGCUGAGUGGUUCAAGAGGAUAACCGGGCGGCAUGAGGUGGCAAUAUACCCGCGGGACUUCAAGUACUUCACGCCGCGGCCCAAACCCCGGAGGGUGCCUCAGCCGUCCGUGUCUGCUGUUUCUGUGGCGAACCCGGCUGAACUCGCUGCUCCCAUGCACCACAUGGUAAGGGCGGGAACUAAAGAGGGGAAGGGGGGCGGAGCGGUGGGGGAAGGGACCGAGAGGGUGCCUCAGGCGUCCGUGUCUGCUGUUUCUGUGGCGAACCCAGCUGAACUCGCUGCUCCCAUGCACCAUAUGGUAAGUAAGGAUGGUGGGAGCAUGGGGGGAAAGGGAGGAGAUGAUUCAGAGGGGUUUAGAUGGAAUUGGGCGAGGAGGGUAGAGGGGCGAGGUGAUUUUGACGUGCCUCUGAGCUCACUGCUGCUGUGGGCAUGA
Molecule: messenger RNA, 1194 nt
Organism: Closterium sp. NIES-65
Lineage: Eukaryota; Viridiplantae; Streptophyta; Zygnematophyceae; Desmidiales; Closteriaceae
Source: the annotation of a GenBank genome assembly